AGUUCCAGGAUUAAUGUAAUUCUUCCUGUUCAUAUCUCUCUCAAAAAUUGAUUUUAUUAGUUAAAAUUGCGUUCUGCAUUAAAUAACCAACUUUAGUGUAAACGGCUCAAGUUAGAGGAACAUAUGAUCCAGAAUGGACGACGAUGUCACCCUGCCCGCCGACACAUUGGCCAUUCUUAACGAAUUCCUAGCCGAACGCUCGAGCCGCGAGGCUGAGGAGAAGGAUAGGAUUGUCAACAAGACCGGCAAAGAGGGAUUCUUCGAAGAAGAUUGGCAACUCAGCCAGUUCUGGUACAGCACGCAGACCAAGCAUACAGUGCGGGACGUUGUAGGAAAGCUCCUGGAGGAACGAGGGGCUGAUUCACCGGAUAACUUUCGCAUAGCACUUCUUUCCUGCCCAUCCCUUUACAAGGACAUCAAAGAUAUCCAUGACCAGGUCAACAUCUUCGAGUUCGAUCAACGGUUUGGCGCUUACGGCACUGAUUUCGUGUAUUACGACUUUAACUGCAUUGAUAACAAUCCGGACUACCUCAAGGAACACCACAAGCAGUACGACCUCAUAGUGGCCGACCCGCCCUUUUUGUCCCAGGAAUGCAUUACCAAAAUGUCGCAGAUAAUCUCAAAGCUCCAGCGCAAUCCCAGGGAAUCCAAGCUGAUCUUCUGCUCCGGUGAGGUAGUGGAGCCAUGGUUAAUUACCUGCCUACCGGUGCACAAAUGCAACUUCCGGCCGGAGCACGAACGCAAUCUGGGCAAUGAGUUUGUUAGUUAUGCCAACUUCAAUUUGGACAAUUAUAUUGAAAAUAAAUAAGCACAUUGCAUUCUUUUA
Molecule: messenger RNA, 826 nt
Organism: Drosophila kikkawai
Lineage: Eukaryota; Metazoa; Arthropoda; Insecta; Diptera; Drosophilidae
Product: protein-lysine N-methyltransferase CG9154
Biological process (GO): methylation
Molecular function (GO): nucleic acid binding; protein-lysine N-methyltransferase activity
Source: RefSeq, a predicted model, not a curated record